Molecule: messenger RNA, 2001 nt
Organism: Melitaea cinxia (Glanville fritillary)
Lineage: Eukaryota; Metazoa; Arthropoda; Insecta; Lepidoptera; Nymphalidae
Product: zinc finger protein 667-like
Exons: 7
Coding region: 203-1411 (402 amino acids)
Biological process (GO): regulation of transcription by RNA polymerase II
Cellular component (GO): nucleus
Molecular function (GO): RNA polymerase II cis-regulatory region sequence-specific DNA binding; zinc ion binding; DNA-binding transcription factor activity, RNA polymerase II-specific
Source: RefSeq, a predicted model, not a curated record
UUGGGGGUGGCAACACGGUUAGCAACGUUUCAAUCCUGCUGUCAUUAUGACAUUUAUAAUUGUAUCAAAAACUUGCUGUUUUCUUAUGAAACGAGCAAAAUAUUAAUUUUUAGAAUGUAUUUAAAAUUACUACUUAUAAGCUCGUAGCACAUUGAUUAUUUUAAUGUUUUGUUGUUAAAAAAAAGAAGAUUUUGAUAUAAUAAUGCGAACUUACGCUAGAAAACGGACCGAAUAUCAAGUUAUUGAAGGUGUUCAUGAAAUGUGCAGACUGUGCCUCGAAAAAGUUAAUGAAAGUGUUCCGAUAUUCUCAGAUAAUGAUAAUAUUUGUGCUUCACUCACUAUGAGGAUCAUGAUGUGCGUUGGAUUAGAGAUAAAACGUGAAGAUUGUCUUCCCAACGUCAUAUGCACAGAAUGUCAGAAAGAACUGAACAAUUAUUAUGAGUUCAAAAAGAAGUGUGUUCUCACUUACCAGAAAUUAAAAUCUCAUGUCUUAGCUGUGAAACAAUUGGGAACAAAGCAAAAAAUAGAUGUAAAAAGUACAACAGAAGAUACACCUAAUAAUGGAGAUACAGUUGUAGACGUAAUUAGAAAUAAUACUGUAAAUGAUUUUAGUGUUCUUUCUAGUGACAUAGUUGAGAAACCUGCAACAGAGCCUAAUCAAAGUAUUGUAAAUGCAUCUUUUCAACAAGACGUAUCUGAAUUUUUGUCUACCAUCCUUGUGGAAUUGGGUAUACUGUCACAAAAUGGUGAUCAUGUGAUAUUAAUGGAUCAAAAUGUUAGUUUAAUAGAAAUUGAAACUGAAGACAAUAGUAAAAUUGUUUUAGAGGUGCUGGAAAUUAAUGAGGAACAGCAGAAAGAAACAAACAACGAAAUUAGUAAUAGUGAAAUUAAUACAGAACCAACAUUCAAAUUAAUAGAGCCUAGCAACACUGAGAAGAAUGUGAUACAGCCUAAAAAAGAGUCACGCGUUCGUUGCGCCGAGUGCGGCAAGAGGUUCGCGUCGAGUGGAGCUCUGCGGAGACACGCGCGCGUGCACUCGGGCGAGCGGCCCUUCGUGUGCGCGCAGUGCGGCCACGCCUUCGCGCAGCGGGAGGUGCUGCGGCGGCACGAGCUGGUGCACAGAGUUCCAGAGCAGCGGCCGUUCCCGUGCCCGUCGUGCGCGCGCAGCUUCACGCAGCGCGGCGCGCUGGCGGCGCACGCGCGCUCGCACGCCCGCGCGCUGGCGCUGCACCGCUGCGCGCGCUGCCCGCGCGUGUUCCUGCACGCGUCCGGUUUGAGCCGGCAUACAAAAGUUCACAGCGGCCGCGUGUUCACAUGCGUCGUGUGUCAACGGUGCUUCAGUGAUAAGAGCUCGCUACUGAGGCACCUGCGCGCCAAACACCCGAAAAUUGCCGAACAAGGUACUGCUUAAAAUUGGGCUGUGAGUGACAUCACUAUGAGAAAAUUUAUCGCGAAGACUGGAGGCCCUCUGACAAGUACGAACUAACAAUCAGUGAACAAAUUGGAGCCAUCUCAGUGCAACCACAAAUAUGACGAUAGAUGUUUACAGGCGAAGUGGAGCAGAAUACAGACAGCUAGACGAUGUGCCGUCACGAAUAACCUACAGUUUGCUAUGUAGCACAGCCUUUUAACUGAUAAAUAUGACACUUCACUUCUAUGACAGUCUCUAGAAAAAAUAUAUUGGUGAAUUGUUGGAUCUUUUCCUGUAUGAGCUAAGUCGAAUUUCAUUAAAUCUGGACUUUAUUUUACUGUAAACUUUGUGUAAACAUUCCUAUCUUUAUAUGAAGUAUUUGUCAUUUUUUAAUUUUUUCUUAUAGCUACAUCCACAGAAUACAUGUAACACAUUACAUUGAAUCACUAUUAAAUUAUUUUUAAAUAUAUCACAUUAUGGAGAACACAACAUUCUACAAUAUGUUAAUGACAAUGAAGCAAGUAUAUUUAAAAUUAUUGUACAUCGAAAUUCAAGAGUAAAUGUUUACUAAUUAACAAUAAAAUUCAUUU